AUGGAGCUCACUUCAGCCCUACACCACAAAGAACAGGUCUCCUGGAGGGGACUCCUGCUUAUAGCCUCACUUUUAACCUACUGGACCUCGCCCACCACUUCUUGUUCUAAUCGGUAUUCCAUGAUUGAAAUAGUUCCACCCUAUGUUGGAGAAGGGGACGAUGUUUUUCUACACGCCCGCAAUUUGAGUCUGGCAAUGAUACCCAAGCCCAAAACCACAAGCAAGAAUUUUUAUACCAGAGAGCGAUCUCCAGUAGCAUUAAUGUGUGAGCCUAAGACUCAGAAUAUAAUCUACCUGUGGAGGAUAAAUGGCCAAAGCCUCUCUGAGGAGGACAGGUUGAUGCUGUCUGAGGACAACAGGACUCUCACUUUACUCAGUGUUGUAAGGACUGACACAGGACCCUAUGAGUGUGCAAGAUGGAACCCAAUGAGUGCCUCCUGAGGUCACCCAAUUUCUCUGAACAUUACCUAUGGUCCAGAUGUCCCGAUCAUAUUCCCCUUAAAUAUUCAUUUUCGUUCAAGAACAAACCUCAGCCUCUCCUGCCACGCAGAUGCUAACCCAACUCCACAGUACUCUCGGUUUGUCAAUGGAGAGCUCCAGUCAUCCUCCCAAAAGCACUUUAUCCCCAACAUCAAUACUAAUCAAAGUGGAUCCUCUAUCUGCCUCGUCUAUAACUAUUUCCCUGGAGUCAAUAGCACCACAGUCAAGAACAUUACAGUCCUUAAGCCAGUGACUCUGCCCUUUAUCCGAGUCACCAAUACCAAAGUCAUAGAACUGGACUCUGUGUUCCUGAGCUGCUCUUCAAAUGACAUGGGGAUCUAUAUCAGUUGGUUCUUCAAUGACAUCUCCAUCCAAUGGCUCUUCAAUGGCCAGAGUCUGGGGCUCACGAAAAGAAUGAAGCUGUCCCAGAACAAUAGUACCCUCCACAUAGACCCUGUCAGAAGAGAGGAUUCUGGGAAGUACCAGUGUGAGCUCUCCAAUCCAAUCAGUUCCAAGAGGAGUGACCCCAUCAAGCUGGACAUACAGCCAAUGACUCUGUCCUUCAUCCAAGUCAUCAACACCACAGUCAAAGACCUGGACUAUGUGCUCCUGACAAGCUUCUCAAAGGACCCUGAUAGCUCCAUCUCUUGGCUCUUCCAUGGCCAGAGUCUGGGUUUUGCGUACAGUAUGAAGCUGUCCCUGAACCACAGCACCCUCAGCAUAAACUCUGUUAGGAAUCUCAAAUGGGACCCAACAAGUCACACUGUGUACCCCUUUGUCCCUUUGUCCAAACAUCUCUACUUCCAUAUUUUCAUUGUAAAAAGUCAUUGGGUAGCACCUUGA
Messenger RNA from Peromyscus eremicus (cactus mouse), 1323 nucleotides. Its product is annotated as carcinoembryonic antigen-related cell adhesion molecule 1-like. Gene Ontology annotation, cellular component: plasma membrane; cell surface. Gene Ontology annotation, biological process: signal transduction; regulation of immune system process. Gene Ontology annotation, molecular function: protein tyrosine kinase binding. The record is from RefSeq and is a predicted model, not a curated record. The transcript has 6 exons. Lineage: Eukaryota; Metazoa; Chordata; Mammalia; Rodentia; Cricetidae.